This is a messenger RNA of Bufo gargarizans (Asiatic toad), 3159 nucleotides long. RefSeq names its product adhesion G protein-coupled receptor D2 (gene ADGRD2). Gene Ontology annotation, biological process: adenylate cyclase-activating G protein-coupled receptor signaling pathway; cell surface receptor signaling pathway. Lineage: Eukaryota; Metazoa; Chordata; Amphibia; Anura; Bufonidae. Gene Ontology annotation, molecular function: G protein-coupled receptor activity. Bases 53 to 3103 code for a protein of 1016 amino acids. Gene Ontology annotation, cellular component: membrane. The transcript has 25 exons. The record is from RefSeq and is a predicted model, not a curated record.
AGGAUUUGUCUCUGCAGUUGUUGACCUCCUGGAGAUUCUGUUCAUCGUCUUGAUGGUGUGUGGUGUUUGCACGUGCUGGAAUAAAGUUGAAGCAAACCAGACAAGUGUUGCAGGCUCGAAGACCCCUCAAAAUUUCAUUGAAACCCAUCAUGCGGUAUAUGAGUACGUCAGCAAACCACAGGUUUACGCACAAGCUGAAAAAUACUGCGAGUAUAAAUUUGCGUCUCUGCUUUCCAAAACACAAGGGGUGCAGGACCUAAGUGGAAAUUUGGUUCAGUUUCCUAUUUGGCUGAAGAAAGAGAAAAUCCCAGAGUUGCAGUCCCUCACAGCUCUAGUUUAUGAGCACAGAACAGACACUAAAUAUGCCAAAUUAAUGGCGAAAUUCCCAUCUUUUCACGAAAUUACAGUUUGUGCCCAUAUUCAGUGGGGCAACCCCAGUAAGGAUUUUGAAACUGUCUUCUCAUAUGCAGCGAAGAACUUCACUAAUGAGUUUCAACUCCGAGGAAUGAGUGAUGAGGAUGGCUUUGUCCGGUUUGCCGGCAUAAUUCAUGGCCAUCAUUCAAGGUAUUCUUCUGUGUUCUCCAAUGAUGGGCAGUGGCAUCACAUCUGCAUAACUUGGCAAAGACGGAAUGAAACCAUGAGUCUGUAUGCCGAUGGUGAAUAUAAAACCUCAUCCAGGAUCCCUGCCUCCGAGGAUAUCCUCAUGGGGGGAAUCUUUAUCAUUGGGCAAGAUCAAGAUUCUUAUGGUGGGACAUUCAAAGAAAAGGAAUCAUUUAGCGGUAAUAUCACCAGUCUUAACGUGUGGGCAAAAGUUCUCCGUCGAGACCAGAUACAAAAGCUGUCACUGUGCAAUAAAGUGGAACAGGACAUUGUAUUUGGAUGGAGCACCCACAAGCUGGAAAUCGAGCCUACACUGAAGAAAAUGGAGGCAAACUCAGUCUGUUCAGGAUAUUCAUCAAAAUGUCGAAUUCUGCAAAACGGUGGCGACACCAACUACACAUCGUGUUCCGCUGAACUACCAUUUGUUUGCAACCACAAUAAAGACGUUUAUAAGAAAUUUCAAGCUACCAAAACAGUGAGUCGUGACCAAACCUUCGCCAACAAAGUGAAUAUGAUUGCAAACCGCAGCGUGAUUUUUGAAAACCCUCUUACUAGCAACAUUACCCAGAUGAGCGCACCUGAGGCUUUGGCAUGCCUUCAGGCCAUCGAAAAAGGUAUGGAAAUAGAAGAAAGUUCUCUGGACUCAGUGGAUGUAUUAGGCAUCAUCCAGUUUCUCAAGGAAGUCUCAGAUGUGGAUAUGCACAGCAACAAAGAAACAUUAGAAGAACUGAGUCAGCAUUUUGUUCACGUCACCGGGGAGCUUCUUGAGCAAAGUGACUCAGAAAUGUGGUCAGAAGUCACUCAGGUUAUCAAAGGACCUAUGGAAAUCAUUCAGACAGUGGAGAAAAUGGCCUGUAACUUUGUCCAACUUCUGUCUGUUGAGAAAAAAGAAGUCUUUAUACAUCACAAGAACAUUGAAAUUGCUGUGAGUCAGGUCGAUCUAGGCAUGGACAGACAUAUUUUCAAAGUACAUACUACUGAAAGAGUGGAUGAAAUCGAAGUUGCAGGGGAGGACCUUAAGAAAGUGAUAGAAGGUCACACUGAGGUUGCUGUAGUAAAUAUGUGGUCUAGUUUAAACCCCUUUCAACAUUUGUUUGGAGACCAGAGCUACAAAUUCCUUCAUGGAGAUAAGUCUAUUUCAGACGGAGGAUACAAGCAUGCGGGCACUUACCUUGGAUCCUCUGUUAUAUCGUCAACAGUUUUAGCCGGGGGCAAAGAAAUAAGCACGUCUGUUCAGUACUAUUUGUGGCACAAUGAGAUACGUGAUGGAAUAAACAAGCUUGGCACCAGCCCUGUCUGUGUUUUUUGGGAUUUCAGCCUUGGGCCAGAAAAUGAAGGUGGCUGGUCCACUGCUGGCUGUCAUAUCAAAAAUACGUUCUCUGAUGCAACCAGUUGUUUCUGUAAUCAUACCACCAACUUUGCUGUCUUGUUGCAAGUUUAUGAUGUUCAGAGAAGUGCAGAAGAGGAGUGGAUUUUGAGAACACUGACAUUUAUUGGAUGUGGAGUAUCACUAUGUGCACUUGUAGUAACUUUCAUUCUAUUCCUUGUUGUUGGAGUCCCUAAAUCAGAAAGAACAACUGUUCACAAGAAUCUGAUAUUUGCCCUGGCUGCUGCAGAAACUUUGCUUAUGUUCAGCGAGAUGGCCAAGAGUAAUAAGGUUGCCUGUGUUACAGUUACAGCAUGUCUUCAUCUGUUUUUUAUGGCUGCCUUUGCAUGGAUGUUGGUUGAAGGAUUACUAUUAUGGAGUAAAGUUGUUGCUGUGAACAUGAGCGAAGAUAGAAGAAUGAAAUUUUACUAUAUCACUGGAUGGGGCUUGCCAGUCAUUAUUGUAAGUGUGACCUUGGCAACCUCCUUCAAUAAGUAUCUGGCAGAUACUCACUGCUGGCUGAAUGUUCAUAGUGACAUUAUCUGGGCCUUUGUGGGACCCGUUCUCUUUAUACUUACGGUCAAUACAUUUGUCCUAUUCAGAGUUGUGAUGGUGACCAUCUCAAGUGCUCGUAGGCGUGCCAAGAUGUUGACCCCUAACUGUAGCUUAGAGAAGCAGAUUGGCAUCCAGGUCUGGGCUACUGCAAAGCCGAUUAUUGUGCUCCUUCCUGUCUUGGGACUGACUUGGUUGUGUGGUGUUUUGGUACACAUAAGUGUAAUCUGGGCAUACAUUUUUAUUUUCCUAAAUGCUUUCCAGGGCCUGUAUAUUUUCUUGAUUUAUGGCAUUUAUAACAGUGAGGUAAGAAAUGCUAUUCAAAGAAUGAAGGAAAAGAAAAAGGCAUUAUCAUUCACAAACUGUUCUCAACCAACAAACUAUUUAUCCAGUCCAAGAAAUACCACAACAGACAUUGGAAAACCAAAUAUCACCCGUCCUAAGAGCAGCUUAUCAGAUGUACCUUCAAAAACCAGCGGUAAUAAGGGACAUGUGGUUUCCAAGCACCCAGUUAACAUAUAUUCCAUCUUGUCAACUGAAAACACAGUUGUAGAACUGACAUCUUUCAAAGCAUCAGGUUGCUGACUGAAUGAUAAGAACAAAUAUUAAUGCCCAUUAAAAACCAUGGACAUGACGGAAAG